GUUUGCAGAAUCCAGUAUAGGUGGCGCUGUUUACUUUUAGUGGAGGUUGGGGUCAGCGCAAAUCAGCGUGAAUUUGGCGCGAAAAGUGCGCGCGCGCGCGCGCGGUUAGUUGCUGUACAGAUCUUGGUUGUGAAGGUUGUUCUGAAAGGCCAGCUCCGUGCGUACACACCCCAGGCUCCACGUUGCGAUUACCAGUAUAGUGCAGUUAAAGAUGCCGAAAAGAAGUCACAGCCGUCACCCCCGGGAUUCUCCUCGCCGAUUGCCCACACCUGACCAAACCCACCAACGACAUGAUGAACGAGCGGAAAGCUGCAGGUGCCUCGAAUGCGAUAAGUCAUUUGGGGCCAAGUCAGCAUUGGCAAGGCACAUGGCCGAACAACACCAACCACGUGAUCGGUUCCCCUGUCCGUUUUGCGACAUAAUCUACGGCCGGAAAAACGACUUGGCGAGGCACAUCCGAUGGGCUCACACAGGCAAUCUUGAUGUAGGCAACCAGUCGCCGGUAUCAGUCAGCAACUCCCCCAAAGCUCCCAAGACGCCCAAGAUCUCCGAGACGCCCGAGAAGAAGUCUGGACUGUGCCUGGAAUUACACCCGUCUCCAGAUGACGCGAGGCGUUUGGCUUCGCCACAAGGUGCAACAUCCUUAAGGAGAGUUCUCAUACCCCCAAGUUCUGCAACGGUUUCAGGCCAAUCAGAUGAGGCAACAGGAAAGCUUGUCAAGUGGAGGCGCGUUUUCGACCUCUACGAUGAGGAUUCCUUGAUCGCGAGGAUUACUUCGGAGGAAUUCUUUCAGGAGUAGGACAUGGUGGUCCACUUAUAGUUUUAACUGUUCUUGUUUUUUUAGAACCUUAACUUGUUAAUGGCGUUUUUCUAGUUAAAUUUGUUGUUCGUGAAAGCGGGACGCACUCUUUUCCCGGGGAGGGGAUGAUGUAGAGUUUGCAGAAUCCAGUAUAGGUGGCGCUGUUUACUUUUAGUGGAGGUUGGGGUCAGCGCAAGUCAGCGUGAAUUUGGCGCGAAAAGUGCGUGCGCGCAAGCGGGGUUAGUUGCUGUACAGAUCUUGGUUGUGAAGGUUGUUCCGAAAGGCCAGCUCCGUGCGUACACACCCCAGGCUCCACGUUGCGAUUACCAGUAUAGUGCAGAUAAAGGUAAAUCACAAGUAAUACUGAUAUCGUGUGUUCAUUGUUUGGAUGUUUGGAGGAAAGAAUUAGAAGUUAAGAAACCGGAAUAUUGGUGUCAUUUGUGUCUUAUUCCGUCUCUCCACUGAAUAAAAUUGAACCCCCGAAAACGCUACAAUAUCAACAAGGGUGCUGGCCAGCCUGAGUAAUGUGUUUAUCUUUAAGACAUGGCAGAUAAGAGUUCUGGUAAUUGUGGCCGCGAGAUUACUAAGUUUAAGUUUCCCCUGUAGGAUAGGUAGUACAUGUAGUUGGCCAUUAGUUUUAAAGUGAUGUUGCUCCUGAAGUUUGAUAGUAUUGGCCAUACUGAUUUAAAACGUUGUUAUUUAGGAAACUGACUUAACCUUUUUCUUGUACAUUGUUUGU
Messenger RNA from Patiria miniata (bat star), 1538 nucleotides. RefSeq names its product transcription factor Sp9-like. The coding region runs from base 212 to 799 and encodes 195 amino acids. The transcript is spliced from 2 exons. The record is from RefSeq and is a predicted model, not a curated record. Lineage: Eukaryota; Metazoa; Echinodermata; Asteroidea; Valvatida; Asterinidae.